Messenger RNA from Chiloscyllium plagiosum (whitespotted bambooshark), 1663 nucleotides. It is a transcript of the gene hoxa2b, whose product is annotated as homeobox A2b. Gene Ontology annotation, molecular function: RNA polymerase II cis-regulatory region sequence-specific DNA binding; DNA-binding transcription factor activity, RNA polymerase II-specific. NCBI's taxonomy places the organism in Eukaryota, Metazoa, Chordata, Chondrichthyes, Orectolobiformes, Hemiscylliidae. Gene Ontology annotation, biological process: regulation of transcription by RNA polymerase II. Gene Ontology annotation, cellular component: nucleus. The record is from RefSeq and is a predicted model, not a curated record.
AGCGAAUUCGGUCCAAUUUCAACCUUGUCUCCAUGAAUUCAAUAGUUUAAUAGUAGCACGGUCCCCAUACGGCUGUAAUCAGUGAAUUAGAAAAAAAAAACCAGCAGCGAUAUUUAUUUUUUUUAAACGGGCCAAAAAAUAACUAACACCUAACUUUCUCCCCCAACGUUCUGUGGAGACGGCAAUGAAUUACGAAUUUGAACGAGAAAUUGGUUUUAUCAAUAGUCAGCCGUCGCUUGCUGAGUGCCUGACAUCUUUUCCCCCUGUCGGUGAUACAUUUCAAAGUUCAUCAAUCAAGAACUCGACGCUUUCACACUCGACAGUGAUUCCUCCUCCUUUUGAGCAAACCAUCCCCAGCCUGAAUCCCAGCAGUCACCCUCGCCAAAACCGGCCAAAACAGAGCCCAAAUGGCACAAGCCCUUUACCAGCCGCGACUCUACCACCGGAAUACCCCUGGAUGAAAGAGAAAAAAAACUCCAAGAAGAAUCACCUGCCUGCUUCUUCAGGAGCCGCAGCAUCCUGCCUUUCCCAGAGAGAAACUCAUGAAAUUCAGGAUAAUACAGGUGGGGGAUCGCGGAGGUUAAGGACAGCUUAUACAAAUACACAGCUUUUGGAGCUGGAAAAAGAAUUUCACUUCAACAAGUAUCUGUGUCGACCCAGACGGGUGGAGAUUGCUGCUUUGCUUGAUUUGACUGAAAGGCAAGUGAAAGUCUGGUUUCAAAAUAGACGAAUGAAACACAAAAGACAGACCCAGUGCAAAGAAAACCAAAACGGCGAUGGCAAAUUUAAGAAUUUGGAGGACAGUGGGCAGACUGAGGAUGACGAAGAGAAGUCACUCUUUGAGCAAGGCAACAACAAUGUUACAGGCGCUCUCUUGGACAGGGAAGGCUAUGGUUUUCAAACCAAUGCACUGACUCAACAGCAGGCGCACAAUUUACACAAUGGAGAAUCCCAAAGUUUCCCAGUUUCGCCUUUACCCAGCAAUGAGAAAAAUCUAAAACAUUUUCACCAGCAGUCACCCACUGUUCAAAACUGCCUGUCAACAAUGGCCCAGAACUGUGCAGCUGGCUUGAACAAUAACAGUCCAGAGGCCCUUGAUGUCCCUUCUUUACAGGAUUUUAACGUAUUUUCCACAGAAUCCUGCUUACAGCUUUCAGAUGGAGUAUCGCCCAGUUUGCCAGGUUCCCUCGACAGCCCUGUGGAUCUUUCUGCUGACAGUUUUGACUUUUUUACGGAUACUUUAACCACAAUCGAUUUGCAGCAUUUGAACUACUAACUGAAAAGUCGGUGUGAGCAGAAUAUGCCUUCUUUUAAAAUCGUUUCCUUUCCUUCAGUUCCUUUCAAAUGGUCAGUAUUUUUUUUUCCCUUUUAAUCAACUUGAAUGUGUUCGAGACCACUUAUAAUUGCAAAAGUUAGAUAUUGUCUUUGGACUAAUGUCCCGUGUUUUAUAACCCGUCAUCAGCACUACACCCGUCCCUGACGAAAUUUAUUGCAUAGAAAUCUACCGAUCUCUACCCUCUUUUCCUUUUGUAUUAUUUGAAGGUACAUUGUCAUAAAUAAUUUGAUAGAGCAAAUCAUUUAUACGCUACAGGUAGCCAUCCUGAAGCAUUUUCUUUCUCAGGUCUAUUUUCACUUAAUAAAUGACUUUCUUUUUUUUCACAUA